This is a messenger RNA of Doryrhamphus excisus (bluestripe pipefish), 1176 nucleotides long. It is a transcript of the gene dnajc8, whose product is annotated as DnaJ (Hsp40) homolog, subfamily C, member 8. NCBI's taxonomy places the organism in Eukaryota, Metazoa, Chordata, Actinopteri, Syngnathiformes, Syngnathidae. The record is from RefSeq and is a predicted model, not a curated record. Gene Ontology annotation, cellular component: nucleus.
CAUUUAACCAACACGCUUUGUCAGGAUAGUGAGCAAGAAAAAUAAGUGUUGAUGCCGCGGACAAUUUUGGGGAAACCGGCUAAUUUAGUGUGCGUAAAGGUGGUGAAUUAUGUUUCGACUUGGGCCAAAUCCAACGUACAUAACAGAAAGCUAAAUAUGGCGUAAACUGUGUGAUCACGUGACGCGCUACGUCACACUUAAAUGUGUAUUAAGAUGGCGGCGCACAGUGGCGAGAGUUCUCAGACUGGAUCUGAUGAAUUAUUUCAAAACUUUUACACGGAGGUGAAGCAGAUCGAGAAAAGAGACUCGGUCUUAACCUCUAAGCAGCAAAUAGAUCGACUGCUCAGGCCUGGCUCAUCCUACUUUAAUCUCAACCCAUUCGAGGUGCUGCAAGUUGACCCAGAUGCAACAGAUAUUGACUUAAAGAAAAGAUUCAGAGCGUUAUCCAUUUUGGUCCACCCAGACAAAAACCAGGACGAUGCAGACCGAGCACAGCAAGCUUUUGAAGCUGUGGACAAGGCAUACAAACUCCUACAGGAUCCAGAACAGAAGAAAAGGGCUUUAGAUGUGAUUCAGGCGGGAAGGGAAUACGUGGAGCACAUGAUAAAAGAAAAAAAGAAGCAGUUAAAAAAGGACGGGAAACCUCAAAUUGUGGAGGAGGACGACCCGGAAUGUUUUAAGCAAGCCGUGUAUAAACAGACCAUGAAGCUGUUUGCCGAGCUAGCCAUCAAGAGGAAGGAAAGAGAAGCAAAAGAUAUGCAUGAAAGGAAAAGAGCGAGAGAAGAAGAAAUUGAGGCAGCGGAGAAAGCAAAGCGAGAGAGGGAAUGGCAGAAAAACUUUGAGGAAACGCGAGACGGCCGUGUGGACAGUUGGAGGAACUUCCAGGCAAAAGGGAAGAGCAAGGAGAAGAAGAACAGGUCCUUCCUCAAACCCCCCAAAGUAAAGAUGGAGCAAAGGGAAUGAUGACGGAAAAAAAAAAAUUGGGACUUGGUGAAUUUAAAAGCCGGCUUUUCCAAGCGGUUUCUCCCUCCCCUUCUGUUAAACACCAUCUUGGACUUAGACCUGCUUCGUGUCAUUAAGUAGCGCAUCCCAAAACGUUAGCAAACACAUGCUUGGUGACCAAUACUGUUUUUUUUUAUACAUAAUAAAAAUUGGUCUUAAAGGUUAAAUCUUGUG